UAACGGAAUGGGCCUACUGACCGUUAGAAACGAUCUUCACAGCCACCGCUCUCUCCCUCUGUACCGUAUCUAAACCAUCACACAGAGAAACCGCCAUGCAGAGGCUGCAGCGAGAGCGGCCGAGACCGGAAUCACCGUCCUUACCUCGCCUUCGCUCCGCCAUGGACUCCCGCCACGCAAUUCUCGGCUGACGGACGUUGGAAGAAAUUGGCCAAAAGCGAGCUGCAGAAAAAUUGAGCAAAACUUCGUCCGGACCUGAUCUCAGCAAAGCCUCCAUCCCUAUCGAUAAUGUAGGAAUGUGAAAAUCGGAGAGCGCGAAUCGGCUUUCUGAGAUAGACAGUUAGUGUUUUGGUUGCUCAGAUAAAGAACUUGGAGAAGAAGAAUGCGGAAUUGGAGGAGCAAAACAAAAACUUGGCUUCCAUGCUUGAAACAAGGGAAGCUUGGGGCGAUGUGCUGCAGAAACGUCUAAAUGAUCUGGUAGAUGUAGCACCUUUUAAAUCUCUUUGCAUUUUUCUUUCAGUAAAGAUUAUGUCUUCCAUAUUUUGCUGUCAUGUUUUCAUUUCAGGGUCCGUAUAAAAUUUUCAGCUGCCAGUAAUUCCGUUAUUUGUUAGAGAUAUUGAUUCACAAUGAAUGUACAACUAUUGGAAAGAAAAGGGCUUUACUAGUUAACUUUUUCAGCCUGUUCUCAUCUACUACUCGCUGUAAAUUGCUGGAGAAAAUCACUGUACCGUCAUUGAGAAAAGCUCUCAAAGAUGUUGCAAUGGAGAAAGAUGCGGCAGUUGUUGCACGGUUACUGACCAUCUAUAUGUUAGUCGGUGUUUCAUCUCACUUGGUUCUCUCUAUUUUGUUUCACUGUCAAAAUUUGAUUUCUUAGUGUAGGACGAUCUUUCAGCACAGCUUCGUACGCUCAAGAAACGGUUAAAGGAUGCAGAGAAGAACAGUAUCAAGUUGAGGAAGACACAGCCGCUUUGAGAGCAGAACUGAAUAUGUUACAGCAACAAGCAAUGAGUGGUUCACUUGGUGCAAUGAACUCAAUUUCUAAUUCACCAGAUCAGAUACAAAUGUUAGAAAAGGAGUCAGCUAGCUUAAAAUCUGCGUUGCAGCAAGAGUCACACUUGAGGCGACAAGAGCGACAACAAUUAGCAGAGGAGCAAGCUCGGGCAUCCACGCUUACAUCUGAAAAGCAAGAAUUGGAAGAAAAACUUGCAGCUAUGCCUAGAAAGGCUUCAGAAAUCUCGGAGAAAGUGGCUGGCAAGGAAUUUGCUCUUGAAGACAAGGAGAAACUUGAGCAGCAGUUGCAUGACAUGGCGGUAGUGAUAGAGAAAUUGGAAAGCAGUAGACAAAAACUUUUGAUAAAGAUUGAUUCCCAAUCUUCAGAGAUAGGGCUUUUCGAGGAAAAUUCUGAUCUCUCGAAUUCUUAUCAGCAAACGGUGAGCAUAUCAGCGCACUGGGAGAAUCAGGUGAAAAACUGUCUUAAGCAUAACGAAGAGCCUUUAGAUAAGUUGAGAACAGAACAGGCUAAGGGGUUGUUAGAAUCCCAUGAUGGCAGGGCCAAUGAUACUGGUUCAGCUGCAUAUACAACUGAAGUUCUCUCCAUCAAGGAUCAACUCGCGAAAGAACAGAGGAGAGCAGAGGCAUUAUCAGCUGAAGUAUUGCAGCUCUCUGCACGACUCCAACAAGCCACCCAAGCAUACAAUGGGCUUGCACGCCUGUAAGCUCCCGCUCCCUCUUUCCCUCCUUCCAUUUCUUGUAAGUUUCGUGCUAAACAUUGAGAGCAGUCUCAUCAAGAUGAAACAAGGCGGCCCCGUGACUGUGCGGUGAAUGCAAAGGCAAAUCAGCUCAACCCCCUUUAUACUAAACUUGGUUAAAGUAGCACAUUUUUAUUUGUCAAGUCCGAAACCCAUAUGCUCGACAUUCUUCAUCCAUCAAAAUGUUCAAUAAGUAAAGGUAAAGGAAAAAAAAAGUGUAGUUAUGUAAAAAUUGGGUUUUAAUUACCUAUUUCGUUUUGAUGUCCUAUUUGGGUUUGAAUUUGACUUUUUUAGUUGGAUUCCUUGCUUGGUGGAGAGAUUUUGUCAAUCACCUAUUUGAUUAGGAUUUGGGUUUUAAUUACCUAAGUCUUAUGCACUCUAAGUAGGAGCUUAAAGUUGGUUUAUUUUGUGUGCCUCGCCAUUAGUUUAGAAAGUUUUCUCUGGUUGAGCUUUGGGUGGAGGUCACCGUUUAAGGUCUUGAGUAUGGUAAAUUUAUGGCUCAUUCGUUUGGCAAUUACAAUUUGCGAGAAUCUUUUUUGUUUGUUAUUGGGUUCUCUACUCAUUUUGUUUAUGGUUGUAAUUGUGGGAUUUGGGUUGUGAGAGUUUUAACAUUAUUUUGUAAUUUCUGUUUGUUUAGUGAAAUUUAUGGCCGUGCUUUGCCCAUGAA
This is a messenger RNA of Pyrus x bretschneideri (Chinese white pear), 2415 nucleotides long. RefSeq names its product ribosome-binding protein 1. The record is from RefSeq and is a predicted model, not a curated record. Lineage: Eukaryota; Viridiplantae; Streptophyta; Magnoliopsida; Rosales; Rosaceae.